Molecule: messenger RNA, 1370 nt
Organism: Lytechinus variegatus (green sea urchin)
Lineage: Eukaryota; Metazoa; Echinodermata; Echinoidea; Temnopleuroida; Toxopneustidae
Product: aqualysin-1-like
Exons: 8
Coding region: 101-1252 (383 amino acids)
Biological process (GO): proteolysis
Molecular function (GO): serine-type endopeptidase activity
Source: RefSeq, a predicted model, not a curated record
UAUCGACAACAGUGGUAGUUACUUAGCAGAAUUAAACAUAUGGUUUUGCCAUUUCAUACUAACAUAUUCCAGGUUCAAUAGUUGGACAUAAAAUAAAGUCAUGAAGAGUAUCGUCAUCGUCUUCCUAUUGGUUGUCGCCCUCGUCUGGGGCCGGGAGCUUGCUCCCCUUCGUAAAGCGCCCAGGAAGGUAAACGACCGUCACAUCGUGGUGUUAGAGCGUCAUGUAAAUGUCGACGACUUCGCUCGUAACCUCGACGAUGCAGUCCUGUUUGAUCAGCACCCUCACGACGUCACCAAGCUGCGCACCGCCAUCAACGCCGUCAUCGUCGAUUUGAAAGACGACAUGGUUGACUGGGUUCGCUCUCUUGACGGUGUGAGAUUCGUUGAAGAGGACUACUUUACCCAGGUAGAGUCUGAGAACUGGGGAACCGACCGUGUUAACCAACGAGACCCCCCUCUCGAUAAUGACGACACAAUGCCCUCUGGUCUAGGGGGAAACAUCUUCAUUCUGGACACCGGGGUUCGAAUCACUCAUGAAGACUUCGAAGGAAGAGCUAUACAUGCUGCUAAAUUUGUGACAGGGGUGGACGCCGACUGCCACGGUCAUGGAACGCACUGUGCUGGAAUAGCAGCCGGAACAAAGUACGGUGUGGCAAAGAAGGCAAACGUACAUGCGGUCAAAGUUUGCGACUGCAUGGGUUACUGCUCCACUGAUUCUCUUGUACAAGGUGUCGAUUAUGUUGCUCAGAUGAAAACGGGAGGGAUGCAAAACGUAGUUGCCUCUCUGUCGCUCAGCCUCGACUCGUCUGCGUUCGGCGAGGCCGUCCAGAGGGCCAUCGACUACGGCGUCGUCGUGCUCACGUCGUCCGGCAAUGAUCGACGAGACGCAUGUCGACUGAUUCCAGGCAAUAUCCCCGAGGUCAUCACGGUUGGUAACACGCAACCAGACGAUUCCAUCCGACCAAGCUCCAACUUCGGAGAUUGUGUCGACAUCCUCGCCCCGGGAACCGACAUCGUCAGCUGUGGAAACGAUGAUGACACGGCAACUUCGACGAAAACCGGAACCAGCAUGGCCUGCCCUCACGUUGCAGGAGCUGCAGCCAUACUGAUGGCGGACCGCGGGGUCGCACCGCAAGAUGUUCGCAACACCUUGAUCGACGAAGCCUCGCCGGAUAAGAUCACAGGUCUCCGAGACGGAACGCCAAACAAACUCCUCUAUGUCCGCCCAAGCCUGAGCAUCCGGGAGAACUAGGAAUACUCAACAGUCCUUGGACCGUUAUUAGUGACGGAUCCACCAUGAGAAUAAAUAACUUCACAGGAAAUUAAAUUCGUAUAAAAUCACAUAAUCACAUAAGCUCUUCUAUGUUCGG